Blepharisma stoltei is the source of this 2064-nucleotide messenger RNA. The record is from the annotation of a GenBank genome assembly. Lineage: Eukaryota; Ciliophora; Heterotrichea; Heterotrichida; Blepharismidae.
AUGGCAAGCAGUCUUUUUGUUUUUCUCUGACUUGGCUUUGCAUCUCUCAUCUACAUCCCUGUCGGGAUUCUGCUAUUUCUCAAGGCAUCUAAAAAAGCAAUAAAAAACCGAUCAUCACAAAUGGUAAUAAUUACUCACUGAAGCAACUAUAUACAAUGUGUCAUUCUAAUUCUCACUCUUUAUGUCAGCUUUUCCAAUAUGGGACCCAAUGAAUUCGAUCACAUAUAUCGGGCUGUAGCAAUUAUUGUUCAUUAUUCAAUGUAUUUCCCCUUCUUAUUGCGCUGUUACCGAGUAUAUUUCAUAUUCAAAGUAGAUUUUAACUGAGACGAGGAAGACAAUGUUUUCAGGAAAAAUAUUCACCGCACAAGCCAGAAGUGGCUGGUAAAAGUUUACUUAUAUAUUUUGAUUGUAGUAGUGGCUGCUGCAUCUAUCAUCAGCUCUUUGGAUGUAAUCAAUGAAUAUUUCCCUAUUGCUUACUAUGAUGGGAAUUCUGAGAGCAGCCAGAGGACUGAGAUUAUAUAUUUGUUUGUGCUCUUUAUUGAAGAAAUGACGUUUGUUAUAGCAGUUUUUAACUUGAGGAAUGUAAAUGAUGAUUUUUCAAUGUCAAAAGAGCUGACUUUGAUUUGUGGAUUGUGAAUUUUAACAGGGCUGGUUUCUACAUUUGAUGACCCUUAUUGAAGAAUAGAGUCAGUGAUCAGAAACCACCUGGUCAAGCAGGGGUAGCAACCCUACACCCCCACCCCCCCUUUUUUAAUGGUAACCCCACCCCCCCUUUCACAGAUGGCACCCCCACCCCCAUCCCGCUUAAUAUAGCAUAAAAAUAUAUGAAGAAAUGCCAAUUUAGAGCAGACGUAAUAAAUAAAUUAUUAUUUUAAAUAAAUAUUCAAAAAACUGAUUUAUACAAUAUCCACAUAGCGUAGCUCAAUCGAUUAAGGAGGAGAUGGAAUGGGGUGAGAAUUUCCUAUAACUAGUAAGCUCACCAAAUCUGAAAAAAUUUGUUAGCAAGUUAAUAAUGAUCUUUGGUAUUAAUUAGCAAUAUAUCCUGCAUAUAUGUAUGAACUUUGUGGAGCAAUGGCUAAAAGUCGAAUUAGAGAUCCAAAAGUAAAACUGACAAUAGCAAAUGCUAUUUUUAUUACCACUAUGAAUCCUGUUACCAAUUCAGUCCUGCAAUCUUUGUACAAUGGUAAUCAAAUUAGCUUUAAUUUAUGAAUCCAUAAAUUUAAUGCAAGUUAUUCUAUUGUGCUUGGCUAAUUUAAUAAUUAAUGCAUUUAUCUAUAUCUUUGGCAUUAUAUUUAUAAAUAUAAAAAACAAAUUUAAUAUAUUUUCUAAUUAAUUGCUAAUUAAUUUAAAUUUAUUAAUUAAUCAUAAAUAUAAAGUAAUUUGCGGACUUAAUUUAAAAAUAUAUAGUGUUUUAAUUAGGUUAUGUUUAAUUUAUUCUGCUUAUUUCCUUCAAAUACUUCUAUAGGAUAAACCCGAGAGGAGGGGGUGGGGAUGCCAUCUGUGAAGGGGGGGUGGGUACCAUUUUUUAGGGGGUGGGGGUUCCCUUAUUCGAGGGGGGUGGGGGUGUGGGGUUGCGACCUAUGCUUGACCAACCACCUCAUUAUGGUCACAUCGUCAAUAUAUCCGCUGUGAAAAACAUAUGAAGAGCAAGCUUCUUAUGAGGAAGCACUCACAAUCGAAAUGCUGCAGUCCUUGGAGUUAAUUUUGCAAAGCAAAACUACAUUGGAAGCCUUUGAAAAAGCUCUAAAUAGCCAACAAGAUAAUGAACUUGGCAUACAAAGUGGAGAGUUUUUACAGUUAUGAAUCAAAUGUGAGCUCUACAGACAUAGCCCAGAAAAGGAGCUAGAAGGAGAAAUACGAUUUGGUGCAAGCAACCUCAAACUGUCAGGAGAAACAAUUUCGCUGAUUCAAGAAGAGGUUUUUGGGAUCCUAAACGUGAGAUAUUUCCCUAUAUUCAAGAACUCACAAAUUUAUGAAGAUUUAAUGAGAGACAUCACAAGGCAGCAAAUUUAUUAUAGUAGGAUUAUGCAGACUUCACUAUAUGGAGAUGGAGUAGUUUCAUAA